This is a messenger RNA of Rhinolophus ferrumequinum (greater horseshoe bat), 4563 nucleotides long. RefSeq names its product cadherin 26 (gene CDH26). Gene Ontology annotation, biological process: adherens junction organization; cell morphogenesis; calcium-dependent cell-cell adhesion. Gene Ontology annotation, molecular function: cadherin binding; calcium ion binding. The record is from RefSeq and is a predicted model, not a curated record. Gene Ontology annotation, cellular component: plasma membrane; catenin complex; adherens junction. The transcript has 16 exons. The coding region runs from base 204 to 2591 and encodes 795 amino acids. NCBI's taxonomy places the organism in Eukaryota, Metazoa, Chordata, Mammalia, Chiroptera, Rhinolophidae.
ACCCCGAUACACACAAGAACAGCCAGGGAGAGGGGAGGAGAAAGUUGAGAUGAGAACCUCUGGGACAAAGUGACCAGAGAGUGAUUGAGGAGCAGUUCCUAGCAGGGAAGGACAGCAUCUGGCUCUGGGUGAGACCACAGCCGAGGGCUGGCUGUCAGCGUCACGCUCAGGGGCAUCUCAGGCACUCCCCCCACUCUGCCGGCAUGAGCGCCAGAGCCCACAUGUUACUGCAGCUUCUUCUCCUAGUGCUGCUGCCCCAGGGAGAGAGCCACCAGUCUCUGCGGCGAUCCAAGAGACGAUGGAUUAUCAGCACCUUGGAACUGGAGGAGGAAGACACAGGACCCUUCCCCAAGUUUGUUGGGGAGCUGUUCAAUCAUAUGUCUGAAAACACGUCAAUGUAUUUCAUCAGUGGACCUGGUGUGGAUGAAUACCCAGAGAUUGGUUUAUUUUCUAUAGAAGAUCAUAUGAAUGGAAAAAUAUAUGUGCACCGCCCUGUUGAUCGAGAGAAAACGCCAUCUUUUAUGGUUUAUUUGGAUGUCAUGGAUCGCACAACAGGAAAAAUCGUGGAUAAAUCCUUGAUCUUCCAUAUCAAGGUCCGUGAUGUGAAUGACCACGCACCCCAGUUCCCAAAGGAGGAAUUCAGCAUCCAUGUGCAAGAGAAUCACGCCGCAGGUCAACCUAUUUUUCAGAUGUUAACAGUUGACUUGGAUCAAGAAAACACUCCAAAUUCUCAAGUUCUUUAUUCCCUUGUUUCUCAAAUGCCGUUACUGAAAGAAAGUGGCUUCAGGAUUGACCGGACUAGUGGAGAAAUCCGACUCUCAGGAUGCUUAGAUUAUGAGACUGCUCCUCGGUUCACAUUGCUAAUCAGAGCGACAGAUUGUGGGGAACCACCAUUGUCCUCCACAGCCACAGUUCACAUCAACGUGCAAGAAGGCAACAACCAUAGGCCCACAUUCCCCCAAAAGGAGUAUAAAAUUCAGGUUCCCGAAGGCCGAGUCAGCCAGGACGUGCUGCGUCUCCCGGUCCAAGACGGCGACACGCCAUUCACGCCAGCUUGGAGAGCGACAUUCAACAUAAUGGAUGGCAACGAAGAGGGACAUUUUGACAUUGUGACUGACCCUGAGACCAACGAAGGGAUUUUAAAUGUUAUCAAGCCUUUGGAUUACGAAAGUCCCCCUACACGAAGCCUUGUCAUUGCUGUGGAAAACGAGGAGCUGCUUUUCUCCUGCGAUGGGGGCGAGCUUCGGAAGCCAAGGAGGGCAGCGGACAGCGCCACCGUGAGCGUGCAGGUGACCAACGCCAACAACCCGCCGGUCUUCCACCCCGAGACCUUGGUCGUCAGUGAGGUUGAUGGCGCCGCACCUGGGAUUCAUUUGGGAAUUUUUAAUGCGACGGAUCCAGACAGAAAUGCCAACCAGAUACGGUAUAAACUGGUUCGUGAUCCUGCGAAUUGGGUCACCAUAGAUGAACGCUCAGGAGCGGUUGUCACCAGGAAGCAAGUUGACCGAGAGUCCCCUUACGUGAACGACAGCUUUUACACAAUCAUCGUGCAUGCUGUUGAUGACGGUCUGCCCCCGGGGACCGGGACAGGGACGCUGAAGCUUUUCCUGUCUGAUGUCAAUGACAACGCCCCGACUCUCCAGCCCCGCUCUCGAUACAUGGAGGUCUGUGAGUCUGCCGUGACCCAGCCCCUUCUCAUUGAGGCAGAGGACGCCGACCUGGAGCCCUACUCGGAGCCGUUUACAUUUAAACUGGACACCACGGGAGAAAAUGCACAAGCCACAUGGCAACUGGGGGAAAACCAGGGUCGGGCAGUUGAACUUUUCAUGUUGAGAAGCCUCCCACGUGGUGAUUACUUAGUGCCACUUUUCAUCGGAGACAAACAGGGCCUUUCCCAGAAGCAGACUGUCCACGUGAGGGUCUGUUCGUGUGCCAGUGGACUCACGUGUGUGAUGGAGUCAUCAGUCACGGGGGCCGGGCUCCCCGUGGGGGUUGUGGCUUUUCUCUGUGCAGUGUUCACAGUUCUGGCAGUGACUCUGCUCUUCCUUCUGCUGCGAUGCCAUUUUGUGCCUGAAGCCAAGAGGCGCAGGUGCCCUGCCCACACUGAGGAAGGAAUCCAGACGCUGAUCGUGUACAGCGAUGAGAGCAAAGCCCUUUCAACCCAGGUAGGGUCAGAGGUCAGGAGUCAGGCGACAGCCCUGUUGAGCAACACGACUGAGGUGGACAACACGCUUGUAGGGAAGGCGAUAAAUGAAAUGCUACCAUCGCCAGUUAGGACAUCAGACCAAGCACCCAUCGGCCUGGGAACUCUGGCUCGCCGGGAUACCCUGGUACCCAGAAGGGCCCUGGAAGUGAGAGCUGGAGUCAUGGCGGAGAUCCUGCAACAGAAGCUCUGUGGCAUGGAUGUGCUGGAAGAUGACACUGAUUACCUGCCCCACCUCUACUCGGAAGAGGGAGAAUGUGACAGAGCAGAAACCCUCAGUUCUCUUGCCUUCUCCGAACAGGACCUGCCGCUGGACUUGCUGGACUGUUUGGGUUCCAAGGCUACUUCACUCAUAGAACUAUAUUCUGGGUCAGGUGUUUUGUCCUAAAAAAUGUAUGUUAUGGUGAAUUGAAAUAAUUUAUGGAAGGGAAUCACUAUUAAAGGAUUCUCUCUCUCUCUCUCUCUUUUUUCUUCUUCUUCUUCUUUCAUAAAAUUACCUCCAAGUCCUAGGAUGAGAAUAAAUUACGAGUUCAGAUUAAACGCUUUGAUAUUCUCAGACCAGACAUCUUGAACCAAAGCAAAAGAGUAGGUUAUGCUUUUUUAAAAAUUUGAUUUGUUGGACAGAUUUUCCAGAGAAAGUUUAAUUUUGUAAUUUCUUGCUUCUAGUAGCAGCCUAGCUCUGAGGGUAAAUGAAAUAUAAUACACAGCAAUUUGGCAACAACAGGUAAUAUUGGGGGAAAAUAGGUUUUUUUGGUGAUUAUUUAUAUUUUUAUAGUUAUGAUUGUGCUUCAGUUUCAGUGGAAAAAAUAGGAAAAUAGGGAAAUGUUUUCUAGAACAUUUGUGAUCAGUAUUUUUAGUGAUUUAAAAAAUAAAUAGUGAUCCUUUUCACUUUUUGAAUAGAUAAAUAAGUAAAAUAUGUUAUCAUGAGAGAAAUGAUUAUGCUUAAAACUUAAUAAGCAGUAUAUACUUCCAAAAAUGAAGACAUAAUUUAACUUGCGUGUAUUAUGUAAGUAAAAGAAUUUGGUAGCUUUAAUGAAUAAAUUCCAAUUACAUUUUCUUUAAACAGAAUGACCACCUUUAAUUUUUUACUUGUCCACUUACUACUAGUGUAAAAUCUUUUAAAAUUCUUAAAAAAUUUUAAAUAGUAAGGCAUGUGCCCUAAAAACGGUCAAUGUCUGGUCUGGGUAAUAGAUAAGAGGCUAGCUAAACAAAAUUUUAAAUGCUAUCAGGACACUUUACUGUGUGUAUCGGAAAUCUAAAAGUCCACAGCCAAAUGCUAAAACCUUUAUAUGAUUACUAAGCAUAAUCUUUUGUGAGUGCCCUCUGUCACCCUAGGAUAAAUCAGUGAAGUAUUAUAUUAAAUGACAUUUUAGCUGACUCAGGGUGAAACCCUCCCCUUUCUUUAUGAAGAAGCUAUGGAAAUAUUUACUGUGAAGAGACCUCAGUGUUUGUAUAUAGUUACUUCACUCUUCAUCCAGUGCUUUGGGCAACUGACAAAGAAGAAAAUCCAUCUCCAAAGUGUUGGAGUGUCCAUCUGACACGUGAAUGUGUACAACAGCUGCUUGAAUGCUGGAACGAUGCAGAGCAGAGCCUAGGACAUUUUCUGUGUAAUUCAGGAUAAAAGUCUAUGUUUUUACAAGUAUACUUUUUGGGUCUGAUUGGUUGGCAGAGGUAAGUAGGUGGUCCUUAGAGCCUCCUGGAUCUGAGGCAAGGGACAGAAAACUACCGCCAUGGGAGCAGAUCUGGCCCACCGCCUGUUUUUGUAAGUAAAGUUUUAUUGGCACACAACCAUGUCAUACAUUUUUUAUGUGCUAUCUAUGGCUGGUUUGUGCUGCUACAGCAGAGCAGAGUAGCUAUGACAGAGUCCAUAUGUUCCCACAAAGUCAAACCUAUUUACUGCCUGGCUCUUCACAGAAAACAAAAGUGUGCUGAUCCUGUUUAAGCGAUUCUUUUUGGAAACGCCACAUUGUAUCAAACAUAUUAGGAUGUAUCCACACAGCCGGUGUUAAAAAGAGGUAUAUGGCCAUACAGGUUCGGACAGGUUGUAGGUAAGUUUGCUUUUGGUUGUGGGUAGCUCAUUUCAUUCAUUACUGUUUGUGGAAUCUGGGCAGUUGUGCGUAUUUGUGAAAUCUUACAUUAUGAGACUCUCUCCAACUAAUUGUUUUCAAAAGUAGUAAAAUUCUUAUGCAAAAGUCAUGAAUACCAAAUUUAACAGUUAAUGAGAACAAAGUGUUAUGUUUUGUAGAUAACUGGACAUUUACUAAUUUUAAUUUUGCUCUUUCCUUUGUGUAUUCUGAAGCCAAUAUACCGUGUUUCCCCGAAAAUAAGACCUAGCUGGAUAAUCAGCUCUAAUGUGUCUU